Messenger RNA from Nomascus leucogenys (northern white-cheeked gibbon), 3510 nucleotides. RefSeq names its product rhotekin (gene RTKN). The transcript is spliced from 12 exons. Gene Ontology annotation, cellular component: actomyosin contractile ring. Gene Ontology annotation, biological process: signal transduction; septin ring organization; actomyosin contractile ring assembly. The coding region runs from base 1546 to 3150 and encodes 534 amino acids. Lineage: Eukaryota; Metazoa; Chordata; Mammalia; Primates; Hylobatidae. The record is from RefSeq and is a predicted model, not a curated record.
CCUAUUUGCCAUUCAUAGUCCUCUGCACUGUCCACGUCAGUUACAUGUGGCCAUUUAAAUCUUACUUUUAGUUCAUUAAAAUAAAAUAAAACAUUAAUUCCUUAGUUGCUGUAGCUGUAUUUCAAGUGCUAGAUGGCUACUGAACAUUUCCAUCACCACAGAAGGUUUUAUUGGACAGAGCUGGUCUAGGUAUGUAAAUGUUUAAAUUCUGCAUCCUACCCUCCUCCAAAAAGUGUAAAUUUUCUCUGUGGAAGGCCUGUCCAAGUUCUGGGGCAGAGGAGAGGCUUAGUUUCACUUUGGUCACUCUCCUAAAGGAGAAUGGCUGAGGGUGCUGUGUUCUUUCUCAACCAAGUUCAGCAGGUCCUCAAAAGAGAGACCCAUUGAUGUUUCAGGGAAUGGCAAGAGAGAUAGUCACGGAAGAGUAAAUCCAAGAAGACUUUCUGGAGGAAGUGACUCAAGCUGCAAGUAAAGGGGGCUUAUUUUAAAAUAUGUGCUAGGCCCAGGUAGAGAUGAGACUUUCCCAUAUAAUUCUCAAACAAUGCUACGAAGGAGGUGGAAUACUCCCCAUUUUACAAACUCAGGUUCCAGGGGUCAAAUUCUCUGGGCUUGUAAAGUCCGGAAGCCAGGAUUUGUACUUAGCCCUCGUGGAGAUUCUGAAGGGAACAGAGGGUGGUGAGAAGCAGAGCAGGAAGUCAGAGACAGAAGAGAGUGGGAGGGGUGGAAGGGAUAUCAACAGGGGGCCUAAUGUGUGUGGGGCCCAUGACUCAUCCUCUAUCCCCUUGGGAUUUGACCCAGGUCCAGCUGACACCCAGCUCUGGGCUCUUUCCCAGGGGAAAUGCUGCCCACUUGGGGAGAGGGUGUGUUUGGGUGGGGAGGGGGCAACAAGGAACUAUACCUGGGGUGGGGAAACGCUAGAAGCACAAGGGUCCAGAUCCUGAGCCAGGAUUCCCAGUUCCUCUGCCUGAAAGGGUGGGAGCCAGUUUCCUAGGGCGUUCCCGGCCUUGGGCCUUGGGAGAGUGGAUUUGGGGCUGGAGAGCAGUAGGGAAAUAGAGGAGGUGUCUGGGCUCGUGGUCCCGCUUGUCCAUGCUGGGCCCAGCGACCUCCCUAGGGCCCCAGCUCUCCCAAUUUAUACACUAUCCGCCCUCCAUACUCUCAGGCAAGGGGUCACCUUGGAGGGCAAACGCUACGCGGGAGGGGCCUCCCGGAGCUGGAGCUGGAGCACGUCGUGAAGGCCAGGAGCCUUUUCCAGGGCGGCGCGGGCUCACUCCCGGAGGUCCCGUCCCGCCUCGAUGGAGUCUCGGUGGAGGCACCGCCUUGAGCCAAGCCCAGCCAGGUGCCCGAGGGACCUCCAGCGCCCUGGUACCCCUCAGUUGCUCUCGCGGCAAUUGGGAGCUGAUGUCACCAGCGCCCUGAGCGCUGCAGCUGGAGGCGGUGCAGCUACACUGGCGCCCUGGCUCCUCCGAUUUCCCGCGGCCCUCGGGCCCCGCCGGCUCCCCAGGCCAGUGCAGCUCUCUGGACCGCGCGCGCCUCUGCGUGCCUCUCGCAAUGGACCGGGCUGGGGAAGGAUCCGACACAGAGUUGCAGAGGAAGCUAGACCAUGAGAUCCGGAUGAGGGAAGGGGCCUGUAAGCUGCUGGCAGCCUGCUCCCAGCGAGAGCAGGCUCUGGAGGCCACCAAGAGCCUGCUAGUGUGCAACAGCCGCAUCCUCAGCUACAUGGGCGAGCUGCAGCGGCGCAAGGAGGCGCAGGUGCUGGGGAAGACAAGCCGGCGGCCUUCUGACAGUGGCCCACCCACUGAGCGCUCCCCCUGCCGCGGCCGGGUCUGCAUCUCUGACCUCCGGAUUCCACUCAUGUGGAAGGACACAGAAUAUUUCAAGAACAAAGGUGACUUGCACCGCUGGGCCGUGUUCCUGCUGCUGCAGCUGGGGGAACACAUCCAGGACACAGAGAUGAUCCUGGUGGACAGGACCCUCACAGACAUCUCCUUUCAGAGCAAUGUGCUCUUCGCUGAGGCGGGGCCAGACUUUGAACUGCGGUUAGAGCUGUAUGGAGCCUGUGUGGAAGAAGAGGGGGCCCUGACUGGCGGCCCCAAGAGGCUUGCCACCAAACUCAGCAGCUCCCUGGGCCGCUCCUCGGGCAGGCGUGUCCGGGCAUCACUGGACAGUGCUGGGGGUUCAGGGAGCAGUCCCAUCUUGCUCCCCACCCCAGCUGUUGGUGGUCCUCGUUACCACCUCUUGGCUCACACCACACUCACCCUGGCAGCAGUGCAGGAUGGAUUCCGCACACAUGACCUCACCCUUGCCAGUCAUGAGGAGAACCCUGCCUGGCUGCCCCUUUAUGGUAGCGUGUGUUGCCGUCUGGCAGCUCAGCCUCUCUGCAUGACUCAGCCUACUGCAAGUGGUACCCUCAGGGUGCAGCAAGCUGGGGAGAUGCAGAACUGGGCAAAAGUGCAUGGAGUUCUGAAAGGCACAAACCUCUUCUGUUACCGGCGACCUGAGGAUGCAGACACGGGGGAAGAGCCGCUGCUUACUAUUGCCGUCAACAAGGAGACUCGAGUCCGGGCAGGGGAGCUGGACCAGGCUCUAGGACAGCCCUUCACCCUAAGCAUCAGUAACCAGUAUGGGGAUGAUGAGGUGACACACACCCUUCAGACAGAAAGUCGGGAAGCCCUGCAGAGCUGGAUGGAGGCUCUGUGGCAGCUUUUCUUUGACAUGAGCCAGUGGAAGCAGUGCUGUGAUGAAAUCAUGAAAAUUGAAACUCCUGCUCCCCGGAAACCACCCCAAGCACUGGCAAAGCAGGGGUCCUUGUACCAUGAGAUGGCUAUUGAGCCGCUGGAUGACAUCGCAGCGGUGACAGACAUCCUGACCCAGCGGGAGGGCGCAAGGCUGGAGACACCCCCACCCUGGCUGGCAAUGUUUACAGACCAGCCUGCCCUGCCUAACCCCUGCUCGCCUGCCUCAGUGGCCCCAGCCCCAGCCUGGACCCACCCCCUGCCCUGGGGGAGACCCCGAACCUUUUCCCUGGAUGCUGUCCCCCCAGACCACUCCCCUAGGGCUCGCUCGGUUGCCCCCCUCCCACCUCAGCGAUCCCCACGGACCAGAGGCCUCUGCAGCAAAGGCCAACCUCGCACUUGGCUCCAGUCACCAGUGUGAGAGAGAAAGGUGCUGGCAUAGGAUCUGCCCAGAAGAGAAAAUGACCCAUGUGCAGUUGGGUUCUGGAUACAGCACUGUCUAUAGCAAGUUGGCCAGUCUGGCCUCCUGUUCCUCUGCUGGACCUGGGGUCAGCUGCAGGGGUGGGCAGAAGCCCCUCUUAAAUUGUGGUUGCCAUGGUACCGAGGGACUCAUUCCUGGGGCUCGCUGGGACCUCCCUAAACCCUUCCUGGAAGAAAACUGGAACCAACUCUGCCCUACCUCCCUGCACUAACCAGCUUUGAGGAUGGCACUGAAAAACCCUUGGAGGAAACAUACCUCCCUUGUGACUCCCACAUCAACCAUUAAAGUUAUUUAACAGCA